GCUCUGGGAGACGCUCGCCGGCCGCUGCACGAGACAGCCGCUCUGGUGGAGGACAUCGUGCACACGCAGCUCAUUACUUUGCUGCAUCAGGCCUGCGAGGGGGCGGCUCUUCGUGGCUCGAGGGUCAUUUCAGCUGAAGACAUCCUGUUCCUGAUGAGGAGGGACAAGAGGAAGGUGGCGAGGUUGUUAAAAUAUCUCCAGUUCAGAGAUUAUAAAUCCAAACUUCUCAAAACUGUGGAGGAUGACGACACGCAGCAAGAGACGGCUGCUGGUGGCGUCUCAGGCAGUAACCAGCGGAGGCAGCGAUUGGCUCAGGAUUUUCUGGUGUGGAUGGAUCAGACCGGCGAGCUCCUGUCGCUGGCUGAGCGGCAGGAAGUAGACCCCGUCAAACAGGAGCGGCUGGAGCGUUUAGAGCGUCAGACUCGAAAUAUGGACCAGGCUCAAUACUCCGAGUUCUGUGAGAGUCGACAGCUCAGCUUCGCCAAGAAAGCCUCAAAGUUUCGGGACUGGCUGGACUGCAGCAGUUUAGAGCUGAAACCCAACAGCAUCUCCAUGGAGAUCCUGUCAUACCUGGCCUAUGAGACUGUUGCCCAGAUUGUGGAUUUGUCUCUGUUGGUAAAACAAGAAAUGACGGCAAAAUCAAAUCCUGUCAGUCAUGUGAUCUCUGCCAGCUACAUCCACUACAAUACACCCACUGAGGUGAAGAAGGAUCCAGACUCACCUGAAGCCACUCCUCCUUCCACUCCAGGCUCCUCCCAUUCCUCAAAGCCCCUCCUACAGGGUAACGGCAGUCUGGACGGCCGGGCGAGACAGAGGAAACGCAAAAAG
Molecule: messenger RNA, 828 nt
Organism: Plectropomus leopardus (leopard coralgrouper)
Lineage: Eukaryota; Metazoa; Chordata; Actinopteri; Perciformes; Serranidae
Source: RefSeq, a predicted model, not a curated record